Molecule: messenger RNA, 1384 nt
Organism: Moneuplotes crassus
Lineage: Eukaryota; Ciliophora; Spirotrichea; Euplotida; Euplotidae
Source: the annotation of a GenBank genome assembly
AUGAACAGAGAAAACUUAUCAAAGUUGCCUGGUUCAAAUAAUGCUCUUGUUGAUGAGUGAACAAAUAGAAUCAGGAAGCAGAGGAAAGAUAGUAUUGAGAACGUUGACCUUCAAAGUGUCCUUUCUUAUUCUUCCAGGAUUAGUAACGGAUAUUAUGAAGGCAGAAAAGCCAAUUAUAGGAAUCCAAAGCCUUUUAGAAACCAGAAGAUAGCAGAUGAUGAGGGAACGUGCAGAUCUAUGGCAAGCGAGUAUGAUUACAAAAAUCCAAGAGCUUUAAAGAGAAAAGCACCUUCUACCUCUCACAGUAGUAGAAGAAGAAGACUAAUUGUUGGAUUUAAGCAAGAAAAAUGUGAAACAAUAAAAUCACAGGAAGAAUUCUCUAACAAAGAAGAUAAUCAGGCUACUAAAAUAAAAACUCGAAAAUAUGUUAAAGAUGAAGAGCAAGAAGAUAAAGAAGAUUAUCAAAAUAAAAUAACAAAAGAUCAAAGCUCAGAAAAUUCUCAGGAUGAUGAAAAAGACGAACUAGAUAAAGUAGACACAAAGUCUUUAGAAUCUGUCGAUACACCCAGGCAUCAAUCAGAUAAAGAAAGUGAGCUUCAGAAAGAUAAAGUUAAACUAAAGAAAGUCCAUGAGACAAUUAAACUAAAAGCAAAAGCAAUCUUAGAAAAGAUUAAGAAUACACCAAAAUAAGAAAAUGAUAUUUUACCCUCAACAAAAAUUAUCCAGUUGAAGCAGAGUGAGUGCAGAUAAGCAAAAGCAAACUCAGUUUAAACGUCCCAAAAACACAAAAUUCGAAAACCUCCAGACUUAUGACACUCCUCAGAAAACUUACACCGACACUGUACCCCAAAAUCCCUCCAUCCAACCUCCUUACCCUCCAAACUCCCACUCUCGAACCUCUCACAACAAACUCCACUCCACCUGAAUGUACCGCACCCAAGCUCUUCCCAUCCUGAUCACUGACUCUGACUUCAAACCACGUAAGUGGAAAAUGGGUCUUCGUGACAAACUCGACACUAAAAAGAAGUACCAGACCAAUUCCCAAAAACGGCAAGAGAAGAUAGAUAGAACUAUCUUCAAGCAAGCCGUUAAGCAAAGAAUAGGAAUAAGGUUGAAUUAUCAGAACCAGAAGAUAUUGGCCCAGAUGAGGGCAAGCAAGAAGAGAAAUAGAGGACAUGGAAGAACCUGUUCAGUAGAGAAUGGUGUCCAGGAGGAUAAUAAGGGGUUUCCAAAGUCAACAAUUCAACAUAAUUUUGAUAGUAGUGUGUUUAGGAAUUUUAGGGUUGAUAAGUUUACCUUCAAAAAACUAUCAAGCUUUGGAGCCUACUGCAAUGCUCAGAACUCAAAUGGAGUAUUUAUAAAUCCUCCAGCUACAGGAAUUUAG